AUGAUCGCGAAAUUAUUGCCGAUAUACCUGCUGACGCUUCAGCAGAUGAAUCAUUCGAGACAUUUAGCGAUCAUCGAUCGACACAUCGAAGACGUUGUUCGCGAAACGAGAUUUUCGAACGUGCAGCUUAUCGUGCACAGUCCUUCAGGAAGCAAUUUCGAAAUGGCGGAAAGUAUCUAUAAAACCGUGGCUCGAGUCGUACCGACGAAUUACGUUUCUCUGAACGACUCGAUGCUCGAGGAACUGCCACCCCUCGUUGUAUUUCGCGCAACGCUGAUCCUGUACCUCUUCAUCGCGGAAGGUCCUCCGGAUCUGCAACAAAGGGAUGGUAUAAUGCGCGUGAUCGCGUCCAACGGCAACCGUCCAAAGGUUCUGAUAAUAACCAUGUUGGAGGAGCAAAAUUGCAAUUUCGAGGCGCUUUUCAAGCAAGCGUGGGACGCUCGGUUCAUCGACGUGACGAUUUUAGAGAUCUCGAAGCUCGAUGGCCGCGAGAACGCCGUGGAGGUUCAUCGAUACGAUCCGUUCACGAAUUCCUACGACCAGCAGCCUUUUGUUCCCGGUAUAGAGUUGUUUCCGAAUAAAUUAAGAAAUCUCCACGGUUAUCCGGUCGUGGGGUCAGUGAUAAAGCGCGAGGGCCAUCUCUGGUUGCCAAAGGAGAUGCCAGGGCACUCGGUGACGAACCCUGACAUACAGACCGCCCAGGUACUCGCCAGUGUGAUGAAUUUCACUUUCGUACACCAGAAGCUGGAUAAAGAUCUGUUCAACCAGAUAAUGAGCAGAGAAAUUGACAUAAUAGUCACGACACUGUCAGUGUUCGCGCAGGACCGAUUGACAGAUAUCGAUUACACGUUGCCGCUAGACUUCGAGACUUGGUGUCCGGUGGUACCGAUCACGUACACGUACAACAACUCGUGUAAAGGAGCUAUGGUUGGCAUAGGCGUGAACUGCGUGGCUUUCCUGAUAAUCUGGGGAAUAUCGAGAGCUUUGAAAUUCGACUCGAACUCGUGGCAGCCGCUGAAGAUCUUUGGUCUGCUGAUCUCCACCUCGGUGUCGAUGAAGCCGAAAGGGACCAAGGAGAAGCUAAUAUUUUUCUACGUCAUGUUGCCUUCGUCGGUAUUCUCGGCUGGUCUGUACCUGGAUUUGACCACCAUGAGCAUAAACGAGAAAACACAGACGGAGUACACGAGCUUCAAGGAGCUGGACGAGUCUGGGUUGACACCCGCUGUCUUCGAUCCGCUCAUAAACGCUACUUUUCUCAUCGAUGACCCAUCUUUUCUUUCGCUGAAGAAGAAGGUGAUCCCCAUCAGCGAAAUCGGUGAUUGCAUGCUUUACUUGAAGCGGUACAGGAACGUCACCUGCUUCUCGAGUUCGGAGAUAGCGAACAUAGCCAUCAACCAGGAAGCACGUAGGGGAUUGGUUACCAUGAAAAUUUGCAAGAAUCUCUGCUACGCGAAGCCACCGGUCGCGAACUUCAUGAGCAAACACACGCCGUACAGAGAUCGGAUAGUGGAGAUCAUAAUGCGUCUGCAUAUAGCCGGUAUUAAGAGAAAAUGGCACUACGACUACAUCGGGAAGUUCAUCAAUAAGCAUCCUCGUGUCAUGAGGUUCAGUAGUUUAUCCAAAUCGUCCUACACGCGGAAUCUGGUGUACAUCCUCAGUGGUGGAUACUUUCUGUCAUUUUUCGUCUUCUUUGGAGAGAUUUUGAUUCACGGAAUGGGCAAGAAUUGCAAGCAAGCGGGACGUUUUUGA
Molecule: messenger RNA, 1749 nt
Organism: Eufriesea mexicana
Lineage: Eukaryota; Metazoa; Arthropoda; Insecta; Hymenoptera; Apidae
Exons: 1
Coding region: 1-1749 (582 amino acids)
Source: RefSeq, a predicted model, not a curated record